UUCUUUAAACAAAACUUUUCAGUGGGACUGCCUGCCUGCUUUCCUUCCUCUGCUGUGUAGGACCCAGACAAAAGGGAGUUUGAAGGAGUCUCACAUACUUUCACCUGAAGCCAAGGCCCAGAACCAGCUGCCACAAUGUCGAGCAAGCGCGCCAAAGGGAAGACCACCAAGAAGCGCCCUCAGAGGGCCACCUCCAACGUCUUUGCCAUGUUUGACCAGUCUCAGAUCCAGGAGUUCAAAGAGGCAUUCAACAUGAUCGACCAGAACAGAGACGGUUUCAUUGACAAGGAGGAUCUUCACGACAUGCUCGCCUCUUUGGGUAAGAACCCCUCUGAUGACUACCUGGAGGGGAUGAUGAGCGAAGCACCGGGGCCCAUCAACUUCACCAUGUUCCUCACUAUGUUUGGUGAGAGGCUCAACGGAACAGACCCCGAGGAUGUGAUCCGCAACGCCUUUGCCUGUUUCGACGAGGAGGGCUCUGGUGUGAUCCACGAGGACCAUCUGAGAGAGCUGCUGACGACCAUGGGCGAUCGCUUCACGGACGAAGAAGUGGACGAACUGUUCCGCGAGGCGCCCAUCGACAAGAAGGGCAACUUCAACUACGCGGAGUUCACCCGCAUCCUCAAACACGGCGCCAAAGAGAAGGACGACGAGUAGAGAGGAGGGAGCUACUGCAUCAAACCCCCGCACACAUACAGUAUAUAUCUAUCUGCAGACCGCAAGAGAGGGGGCGGGACUACAAGUGGGUGGGACUAUAAGCAAGUGGUGGAGCUUCAAAUAUCCGAGAAGCUAGCAAAAGAUAAGGGCGAGGGUAAAGGUUAGGUCAUGGUUACGCCACUUGUGAGAGAACUACAAGUGGGUGGAACUAUGAGCAAGGAACUGCAAGUUGUCCAGAUACAGGUGUAGCCCCGCCCACUCAGAAAAUCCCACCCCUGUCUUGCACUCUGCAGACAGACCCCUCCCCACACGUCAAUCCCAAGCUUCUACCUUUGUAAACCUUGUAGAUUUGAAAGAAAUUGAAUAGGAAUGCAUGUAGGAACACUGUAACAAGGAUUUUUUAAAUUGUGUUGCCGUAUAUUAGAGCUAUAUGUUUAUCAGAGGUUGAAAUGUGGGAUUCAAAUAAUCUAUAAUAAACUAUUUUUCAGUUUUUAUUCAUUAUUGAAGGUUUAAAUCCAUGAAGAGAGGUGUAUCACAGUAUCUGCAUCUCGUGGCGACAUAUUUACUGCGACUUCAUCUACUUGGACUGCAGCUGCUCUGAGCUUUAAGGGGAACUUAGUUUAAAAAAGCAUUAACACUGGUAUGUGCGCGCGGCUGUUGCUUGGACUGCCAGAUUCAGAGCUAACAUACAGCUCCAGCCAUGUUUACCUCUUCCUGCCAAUUAGCUACCACGCCUGCACAAGCACUGCAACAAGUCUCCUGCUCUGUUAAUGUCUGUGUCCCUGUACGUUGGAGGAAAAUGAUCAGUAUGUUGUUUGUGUCUUAUGACCUUUUUGACAAUCAAACGUGGUGAGUACUUCAGUGUGAUACACACACACGCAUCUUUCUCCCAUCGACUGGUUGUGUGUAUUUGUUGAAGGAUCAGCUGUGUGUGUGUGUGUGUGUGUGCUGUUGAAGGAAACAGUCUUGAAAUUGCUCAAGCAAAUAAAGGAAGUUUGUUCAUACCAUUGACAGCAAAAAGUGCA
Molecule: messenger RNA, 1682 nt
Organism: Solea solea (common sole)
Lineage: Eukaryota; Metazoa; Chordata; Actinopteri; Pleuronectiformes; Soleidae
Gene: myl9b
Product: myosin, light chain 9b, regulatory
Exons: 4
Coding region: 136-657 (173 amino acids)
Biological process (GO): myofibril assembly; platelet aggregation
Cellular component (GO): cytoplasm; stress fiber; myofibril
Molecular function (GO): calcium ion binding
Source: RefSeq, a predicted model, not a curated record